AUGGAGGCGAAGCAUGCGCCAUUGAAAAAGGUCCGUGUGGCGGACACGGUUGUUCAGGCAUGCUACGCCCAUGCAUUCUCCACGGAGCAGGAGGAGGUGAUGGGUUUACUGCUCGGGGAAAUAUGUGUUGCAAAGGACUCCGAUCCAUAUUCGGAUGUUGGAAGUGAAGAUUUCCGUUCCAGCCCUAUUUUAUACAAGGAAGCCAACGUGUGGGAUUCGUGGGUAGUGCAGCGCAGCGUGCGUCGCUCGGACCGUGUGGAAACUGCGCCUGAGGUGCUUUCCGGCGCUAGUGAGGAAGCAGAGCGUUGCACAGAGUUAGUGGGGACACAUACACGGGUUAUAGGUUGGUAUCACAGCCAUCCACGUAUUACACCAUAUCCCUCGCACGUGGACCUUCGCUCGCAACUGUCAUACCAAAUGCUGGAGAGUGGAUGGGUGGGUCUCAUAUUCAGUGUUUUCUACUGCGACAGCACGCAGCGGAAUGCCACAUCUAUUCACUGCUUCCGUACGGGACCUGGUGAAACACAUGAGAUGGUGGAGUUGGAGGUUGUUCCCAUUUCCCAGAUGCCGCUCAAAUCACCACCUGUGAUUGAUAUAACAUACCGGCUUUUGCAAACGUUUCGAACGGAAGUGGAGGCGGCUGUGGAACUCGUUCGUCAGCGAUGUGGUGGGAUGGCUGAUGCCGUAGAGGCGGCACGCGGUUUGCAGGAUGCUCAAUUCUACACGCUGAACAAAUUGAUAGCGGAACCUGCUCUAUUAUAUUUGCUGCGCGCCAAUGACGAACUGGAAACGAAAGUUGUCGCUCUGGAGAACCGGCUGCGUAUUUCCAAGUGA
Molecule: messenger RNA, 834 nt
Organism: Trypanosoma brucei brucei TREU927
Lineage: Eukaryota; Euglenozoa; Kinetoplastea; Trypanosomatida; Trypanosomatidae
Product: Mov34/MPN/PAD-1 metallopeptidase, putative
Exons: 1
Coding region: 1-834 (277 amino acids)
Biological process (GO): double-strand break repair
Cellular component (GO): BRISC complex; BRCA1-A complex
Molecular function (GO): metallopeptidase activity; cysteine-type deubiquitinase activity; polyubiquitin modification-dependent protein binding
Source: RefSeq, a predicted model, not a curated record